Molecule: messenger RNA, 1479 nt
Organism: Microthlaspi erraticum
Lineage: Eukaryota; Viridiplantae; Streptophyta; Magnoliopsida; Brassicales; Brassicaceae
Source: the annotation of a GenBank genome assembly
AUGAGUAGAGGUCAGUCGUAUUUCAUCAUCAGUCUCAUUAGAAACCGAACUCGACAGAACCAUCCUAAUUCCCAGAUACGGACUCUAACCGUCGAGUCUCGAGAUAGCGAAUCGAAGCCCGAUGAGCAUAAACCGGCGCCGGCGGUGAGUUAUUCGGAAAUGGCUAAAACCGUCUCCACGAUCAUGAGAGAGAGACAGAAAUGGGAACAGACUCUGGUAUUCGAUUUCCCGUCGUUUAAUUUCGCAGAUCCUCUGUUUCUCCGAGAAUUGUUGAAAUCUCAGAGCAAUGUUCUCUUCACUCUCUGGUUUUUCCGAUGGAUUUGCUCGAGCUUCGAUUACAAACCUGAUCAUGUAUCGUUAAACCUUCUCUUCGGUGCUCUUCUGGAUGCAAGAGCAGUCAAAGCCGCGAAAAGCUUCCUCGAGACUACCACUGGUUUUAACCCAGAGACGAAGCUGUUAGAGCGAUACGUGACGUGUCUCUGUAGAGAAGGUUUGGUUGACGAAGGUAUUCAAGUGUACACUCUACUGAAAGAGAAGGGAGCUAAACCUUCGGUUGCAACCUGCAAUUCGGUUUUACUAGGUUGCGUGAGAGCGAGGAAACUCGAUCGCUUCUGGGAGCUUCACAAGGAAAUGACGGAAUCCGAAAUCGAUCUCAAGAGGAUUCAGUAUUUGAUUCAGGCUUUGUGCGAUAGUGGAGAAGUCUCACAAGGCUAUGAGCUUAUGAAGAAGGUUUUGAGACAAGGGCUUGAUCCAGGACACUUUGUUUACGAGAAGUUGAUCUCUGCGUUCUGCAAGAUUGAGAAGUACGCUUCCAUGUCAGAGAUUCUCCACACGAUGAUUGCGUGGAAACACUUCCCGAGUCUCAGCACGUACCAUGAGGUCAUUCAGGGGCUGUGCAAGAACAAGAAGCCGCAAGAGGCUUACCGUGUGUUCAACAGCCUCAAGGAGAGAGGCUAUGCGCCUGAUGUUGUCUUGUACACCACGAUGAUUCAUGGGUUGUGUGAGAUGCGGAGGUUCGGGAGAGCGAGGAAGCUGUGGCGUGAGCUGAUGAAGAAAGGGAUGCGACCGAACGAGUUCACUUACAAUGUGAUGAUACAUGCUCAUUUGAAAAGAGGCGAGGUCGUGCUUGCUCGGAAGCUUUACGGUGAGAUGGUUAGGAACGGGUAUGGAGAGACGACGGUUAGCUGCAACACGAUGAUCACUGGCUUCUGCUCGUUUGGGAGAUCGGAGCAGGCGUUGGAGUUUUUCAAGAAGAUGGCUGAGAGAGGGGUUAAACCGGAUGCGAUCACGUAUAACGCUUUGGUUCAAGGGUUUUCCAAGGAGAAUAAGGUUGAGAGAGUCGUUAAGCUGUUCAAGGAGCUUAAGGAGUUAGGUUUGAAACCUUCUGCUAGGACUUAUGCUGCAUUACAACAGUUGAGGAAUCGGAAGAUGUGUGAUUCUGUUGCAACUUCUUUGAAUGAGAUUCUGGAGAUUGCCUGA